GCUCGCCGCUCCAUCUUGAGUAGAAUAUAGCUUGUGAACGGUGAGUGUAUAAUUGUGCGACCAAAAUCCGAUGUUUAUAGUUUAAAGUGUACAAAAUUAAAUCAAGAAAUGUCUUCGAAUAACCAGAAGCAAUCGACCACGCAACGUAUGAUACAAGCCGUACCGUUUCCACCGAGUCAUAAGUUGACAGUGGCCGAAGUGUUCGAUCCAAGAACGGCGAAACCGCGGCCGGAUGUGUUGAAGCAGCACUUCAUAUUGGAGGGCCGCAUCGACGAGGCGGCCGCCCUGCGGAUCAUCAACGAGGGUGCGCAGCUGCUACGCGCCGAGAAGACGAUGAUAGACAUAGAGGCUCCCGUCACAGUAUGUGGAGAUAUACACGGACAAUUUUAUGACCUUAUGAAGUUAUUUGAAGUAGGAGGACCACCCGCUAGUACAAAAUACCUUUUUCUAGGGGAUUACGUUGAUAGAGGAUAUUUUAGUAUAGAGUGCGUGUUGUACCUGUGGGCGCUGAAGCUGUGUUAUCCUACAACCCUUUUUCUCCUCCGUGGUAACCACGAGUGUCGCCAUUUAACAGAAUAUUUCACCUUUAAACAAGAAUGUAAAAUAAAAUAUUCAGAACGUGUAUAUGAAGCGUGUAUGGAUGCUUUCGACUGCCUGCCGCUAGCGGCGCUAAUGAAUCAACAGUUCCUCUGCGUCCACGGCGGUUUAUCACCAGAAAUACAUAAUUUAGAUGAUAUACGAAAGUUAGACAGAUUUAAGGAACCACCGGCAUUCGGCCCAAUGUGUGAUCUGUUGUGGUCGGACCCUCUAGAAGACUUCGGCAAUGAGAACAACGCAGAACAUUUCUCACACAACUCCGUCAGGGGUUGCUCAUAUUUCUACAGCUACGCUGCUUGCUGUGACUUCCUACAAAAUAAUAACCUUCUGUCAAUAAUUAGAGCACAUGAGGCACAAGAUGCGGGGUAUAGAAUGUAUAGGAAAAGUCAAACGACCGGCUUCCCUUCCUUAAUCACAAUAUUUUCCGCACCUAACUAUUUGGACGUUUAUAAUAAUAAGGCAGCAGUACUGAAAUAUGAAAACAACGUAAUGAACAUCCGCCAGUUCAACUUCUCGCCGCACCCUUACUGGCUGCCCAACUUCAUGGACGUGUUCACGUGGUCGCUGCCCUUCGUCGGCGAGAAGGUCACCGAGAUGCUCGUCAACGUGCUCAACAUCUGCUCCGACGACGAGCUGGUGUCCGACGGCGACGACGCUCUCGAAGAAGCGAAACAGGCAAAAAUAGUUAUAAAAAAACCUGCAGCAAAUCUACGGAAGGAGGUCAUACGGAACAAGAUCAGGGCAAUCGGGAAAAUGGCCCGUGUAUUUUCGGUGCUACGAGAGGAAAGCGAGUCUGUUUUGCAACUCAAGGGUCUUACACCAACUGGUGCACUACCUCUAGGCGCACUCUCAGGAGGAAAAACGAGUCUCAAAAAUGCAUUACAAGGAUUCUCCCCCAAUCACAAGAUUACGAGUUUCGCAGAGGCUAAGGGAUUAGAUGCAAUAAACGAGCGCAUGCCUCCUAGGAAGGACGCACCUCCCUCACCGGCUGAAGAAACGCCACAGGACCAUAAUCACACUCAGUCUAAUGCACAUUCGUGAGCUAAACUUAACUAGGACAUCACAUUAGCCAGCUGCAGGAUCUUACGUGAUGGAUCAGCGAUUCCUAAGCAGUGGCACUCUACAUUUUACAUCUUUAUUAGGUUAUAGUUACAUUUUUUUCAUUGCGACGACAGGCUCGUUCACAACCUCUGAAACAAGUAGCUGGUCUGCUUCCUCCUCUCUCUAUUCUCUCUCAUCUUCCGUUCGCGCGCCUCGCUCUUGCACACUGCUCUACUGCUCCCUCCUUUCGUGCUUGGGGAUAACUACAUCCGACUACAUUCCAAUAUCUACUGGGUUGACGUUGUAGCACCGGCUGAUGAUGUUAAGAGAGAUCUACCCUUUUAUUAUUUACAAGUAAAUGUCAUUGUAUCCGUCAUAAAUUUGUUGUAACCAGUAGAAUCAGUAGUGUGAAUUAUAUUGUGCUAGAGAAAUUCGCAAUAAGAAAUGUCGGUCAGCAGUGUGAAACGGCGAGCUGGAACUGGCUGGUCGCACGUGUUGAGUGAUAUGAGCGUGCCAUACCCACCUGUCGCCACUGUUGUCAUCCAAUCACCAUCCCAUUGUUCUUCAUCAAAGGCCAUUACCGAUCAUCAUGAAUUUCACUAUUUGUGUGUUUAAUUUAAAAGAAGAUAUUGCUAUAAAUAUUUAAUUCAUUGCCGAGUAAUAAACUAAUUGUGCGAAAUAAGUACAUUUAUCUCUCUAUUAAUAUUAAACAAUGUCUUUGAUUUAAUAUUAAGACAAAAUCACACAUCUUUGCUACGAGUUGUACUUAUUUUUAUUUUUUUCAUUGUACAAAUUGUGUUAUACUAUUAAAUGGUUAAUAUUAACUUUCCUCUUUGUCUGAGCGUGACGCCUCCUUACAAAGUAUGUAUAUAAAUGUACAAAUAUGUGUUAAUCACUCAGUGUUGACCCACCUUCAAAUGCAAUUAAAUAAUAUGAAUCUCCAGCACCAUUAUUAUCCAUAGAAGAGAUUGUUAGCGCCAGGAGGAAUCUUUCUCUCAGACACAGAGUUGGUAUGAAUGAUUGAACUUCUGUUGUAUGCAUGCGCGUUAAAUUAUAUAUCUAUUAAUCUUAUUAAAAUUCUGUAAAUUUACUCUAUAAUAUAUUAUAUACAUAUAA
Messenger RNA from Anoplophora glabripennis (Asian longhorned beetle), 2754 nucleotides. Its product is annotated as serine/threonine-protein phosphatase 2B catalytic subunit 2-like. Gene Ontology annotation, biological process: calcineurin-mediated signaling. The record is from RefSeq and is a predicted model, not a curated record. Bases 109 to 1638 code for a protein of 509 amino acids. Lineage: Eukaryota; Metazoa; Arthropoda; Insecta; Coleoptera; Cerambycidae. Gene Ontology annotation, molecular function: calmodulin-dependent protein phosphatase activity; calmodulin binding. Gene Ontology annotation, cellular component: calcineurin complex; cytoplasm. The transcript is spliced from 14 exons.